Molecule: messenger RNA, 627 nt
Organism: Pseudovirgaria hyperparasitica
Lineage: Eukaryota; Fungi; Ascomycota; Dothideomycetes; Acrospermales; Acrospermaceae
Exons: 1
Coding region: 109-498 (129 amino acids)
Source: RefSeq, a predicted model, not a curated record
UGUGUGUGUGUGUACGUACGUUCCGUGUGUGUGUGUGUACGUACGUUCCGUGUGUGUGUGUGUACGUACGUUCCGUGUGUGUACAUGUGUUGACGUACGCAAUUAUGCAUGCAAAAACUCAAAACCCCAUCAUCACUCCUCCCUCCAGCGGGCGGCAGAAACAAUUGUAAUUACCGAGACAAAUACGAUCCGAUACUACUACUACCACUACUACUACUACCACUACCACCACUACUACUACUACCACUACUACUACGAGCCGACCUGCAUAUUUUCCACACAGACACACCUCCGUUCUUUCUUCCGGGUUAUAUAUCGCGUUGUCUGCAUAGACGAGACUUUUUGACAGUGAUGUAUGUUUGUUUGUUUGUUUGUUUGUUUGUGUAUGCGUGUAUGCGUGUAUGCGUGCGCGUACGUUGUUGUGGUGCAUGUAUGAGCUGCUGGGCAUCAGAGUUAAGUGACGACGAAUGGCCCCGCCCAGCGCGCCGUGCUGUGUGAAGUCUGCAAAAAAAACACAGCAUACUCCACACUAAUCGCCACGACGACAACAACAACGACAUUGCUCCGCAUCGCAUAAACCACAACCAGGCAUCCAUCAAUUCCGUCGGGACCGCCACCACCAACGUG